CUUUUUUUUGUGUGUGUGUGUGUCAAAGAUGGAGACUAUAGGAGAAGCUGCUUGAAUCCGCCGCCUUUGACUCCUUAUUGCAUUUUCUCUUUCAGCUCGGUGACAGAUGGCGAGUCCCUCUCCCCCAGGGGGAAGCCAGUCUCUGUGAAUGCGGCCGCAUGUCAAUCACCGGCUCUCAUGUGAUGGCUCUUGCCAAUGACGUGCCAGCCAUAUGGGCCUGGCAUCAGAGCUGGUAUGUAACCCACCCAGUCCUGCCUCUAAGGUGCCACUCGGCUCCCUCCAUGCGGUUGGGUUGGGGAUAGCAGCAUCAGCAUCAGCAUCAGCUCAGCAUCAGCAGCAUCAUCAUCAUCAGCAGCAGUAGACAUGAGCAAGGAGACAGGAGAGGAGAGAGAGGUGUGAGCAGAGCAGAGCACAGCCGAACAGAGCGCAGCGCAAGGCGUGUGGAUGAGAUGCCCACCCGGAGAGACAUGGUGUAAACAAACCCGCUCCAGCCCCGUCACUGAGCUCCACCGCGGAGGUUUGCUUUGCCACAAUGUUGAGCCGUCUGUACAGCGAGGUGCUGCCGGACGUCCAGAGGCUGGCGGCCGACUGGGUGGACGACAAUGGGAGUGAGGAGUGUAAGGUUAAGGGUGACGAACACGAGUCCUGUCUUCUCGGGGACGAUGACCUGGACGAACCGCAGGAAGGCAGCAGUCGAGCCGAGUCUGAGAUGGCUGGAGACGACGACGACGACGACGAGGAGAUGGACGAGGACGAGUGUGGAGACGAGAACAGCGCCGACAAGCCCAAGAAGCGCGGCCCGAAGAAACGCAAGAUGACGGCGGCGCGCGUGGAGCGCUCCAAGGUGCGCAGGAUGAAGGCGAACGCGCGCGAGCGCACGCGCAUGCACGACUUGAAUUCCGCGCUGGACAAUCUGCGCAAAGUGGUGCCGUGCUACUCCAAAACGCAAAAACUCUCCAAGAUUGAGACUCUAAGGCUGGCGAAAAAUUACAUCUUGGCCCUUGGGGAGAUUUUACGCAAUGGGAAACGACCGGAUGUGGUGGCCUACGUGCAGAUGUUGUGUAAAGGCCUGUCGCAGCCAACCACCAACCUGGUGGCAGGCUGCUUGCAGCUGAACACCAGGAACUUCCUGACUGAGCCCUGUUCAGAUGGAGCCCGUUUUCACAUGCCCACGUCCCCUUUCUCCGUCCACCCAUACCCCUACCGCUGCCCCCGCAUCUCCAGCCCGCACUACCAGCCUGGCAGCGGCGCGCUCAAUUUGCGGGGUCACAGCUACCCCCCUGGUUAUGACGCCCUGUACCAACCUGGAGGUACGUCUCCUGACUACAGCAGCCCGGAAUACGAGGGCCAGCACAGCCCGCCCGUGUGCGUCAAUGGUGGAGCGUCGGGGCGGCAGCAGGAGUCCUCGGAGACGGACAGGAACUAUCACUACUCUAUGCAUUAUUCUGGACUCGCCACGUCUCGACCCGGCCACAGCUUACACUAUGGGCCCUCGGGGCCGCGCAACGACGCUGCGCACUCGGAAAAUAUUUCCCCAUUCCAGGACGUGCACGCGCACCACGACAGGGCUCCUCCUUAUGAAGACCUUAAUGCUUUUUUCCACAACUGAGCCCCCGGGACAAUCAGAUGCCACGCACCGUUGUUUGGAGCACACGAAGAGGCCGGCUGUGUGAUGGACGCGUCCGUCCUCCGAUUACCUUCUGUAUUCUACUGACGUCAUCCCUGCACUGUUGUACAUCCUCCCAAAGUGUGUUAACUAUUAUCAUCAUGUAUGCAGAAUGAGUGCAACCGAUCUAAAUGUACAGGCCCAGAAGGGAAACCAUGUUAUGACAAAAACAACAGAAAUAAAAAGAAAAAAGUGUUUUAUAA
Messenger RNA from Cynoglossus semilaevis (tongue sole), 1869 nucleotides. Its product is annotated as neurogenic differentiation factor 2-like. Gene Ontology annotation, cellular component: nucleus. Gene Ontology annotation, molecular function: DNA-binding transcription factor activity, RNA polymerase II-specific; protein dimerization activity; E-box binding. The transcript is spliced from 2 exons. Gene Ontology annotation, biological process: axon development; positive regulation of transcription by RNA polymerase II; sensory organ development. Lineage: Eukaryota; Metazoa; Chordata; Actinopteri; Pleuronectiformes; Cynoglossidae. The record is from RefSeq and is a predicted model, not a curated record. The coding region runs from base 533 to 1609 and encodes 358 amino acids.